AUGUUAUCCCAAGAACCUGCGCAAGCUUUACACAGUUUAUUACAAAGCUCAAUCGCGAAACUCGCCCUUUUCAGUCUUAUUCUCCCGGUCAUCUAUUGUGCCUCAAUUGCAUUCUAUAAUGUAUACUUACACCCACUCUCCAAGUUUCCUGGUCCAUUGCUUGGACGCGCAUCUCUGCUAUGGCGAGCCCGAUACUCGAUGGGAGGAAGAUUUCACGCCUCGAUCGACAAAGCACACAAAGAAUAUGUUCGUAUAUCCCCGAAUGAACUCUCCUUCGCCUCAGUUGAAUCUUGGAAAGCCAUAUAUGGACACCCGGUCGCGGGGAGAGCCACAAUGGUAAAAAGCGAGUUUUACGAUAUGUACGGAUCUGGUUUUGACUCCCUGUGUAUUGGAUCAGAACGGAAGCCGCAGGUUCAUUCUCGUAUGCGCAAAUCUCUGACACCUGCCUUUUCGACAAAGGCUCUCGCAGAGCAAGAGUCGAUCGUGCAAAUGUGUAUUGAUGAAUUUAUUGAAAAGGUAGGGGAACAGGGAACGCAAGAGAAGGGGUUGGAUAUGACGAAGUGGUUUGAAAUGUUAGCUUUUGAUAUUCUAGGCGAGAUGGCAUUUGGAGAAACUUUUCAUUGUAUUCAGAAUGGCAAACCUCACCACUGGAGCGAGAUGAUAACAUCUCAUCUGUUUUUUAUCACCCUGCUUGAUAAUCUCCGCCGCUAUCCCAUCUUUUAUUAUAUCGGAAUAUUUCUCUUACCCAAACUUACGUUCUCAGUACGGAACCAGCAUUCGCAGUUCAGUCGUGACAAAGUCGCGCGCAUCGCCGGUGGAGAGACAGUAGCAACCUUCCUAGCUGCUACCACAUACUAUAUCCUUAAAAAUCCCUCUGUCUAUGCGGAACUUUGCAAGGAAAUCCGUUCCCAAUUCCACAGUCUAUCCGAUAUCAACGCGACAGCUGCUCAGCAACUGCCUUACCUUCAAGCCGUCAUUUCAGAGGGCCUGCGUAUCUAUCCACCGGGCUCCCAGGGCUUUCCUCGCUUGAGUCCUGGAGCAGAGAUUGCUGGAAUGUAUAUUCCACCCGGAACGGAAGUUUACACCAGUGCCUGGACAGUGACUCACGAUACGCGAUACUUCCAUGAUCCCUAUGCCUUCAAACCCUCCCGCUGGCUCGAUCCCGAUUGCACUGAUAUCAAAGAAGCUAGCCAACCAUUCUCCUUGGUAUUCUAUACCUUCGACCUUGAAUUGUUGGACCCGAAGCUGGAGUGGGAAAAGCAAAGCCGGAUACAUGUCAUGUGGUGGAAGCCUUCGCUUCCAGUGAGAUUCCGGGCGAGAGAAAGAGCCGGAGCCAAAGAAAUGUGA
Molecule: messenger RNA, 1347 nt
Organism: Microsporum canis CBS 113480
Lineage: Eukaryota; Fungi; Ascomycota; Eurotiomycetes; Onygenales; Arthrodermataceae
Product: benzoate 4-monooxygenase cytochrome P450
Exons: 8
Coding region: 1-1347 (448 amino acids)
Molecular function (GO): oxidoreductase activity, acting on paired donors, with incorporation or reduction of molecular oxygen; monooxygenase activity; iron ion binding
Source: RefSeq, a predicted model, not a curated record